GCAUUGCAUGAGAAGAGCAGCAAGGGAAAAGGCCUGUUGCUCUGGCAGGGAACCCGAGCGACUCCAGAGCACCAGGGACGGCAGAGGCUGAGACGAGACCGCGGAGCUUGGUCCAGUCACUGGGCCGAGAAAGACUGGUGGGAGAAGGACAGAGAAGCAGCUCAGGAGCGGACACGGAGGAAGCCUCCCAAGACUCGGAAAGCCAGCCGAGGGGCUAACGGGGUGUGUCGGCCUCUGAAGGCGGGACAGGGAGCUGAGCGUCCAGCAGCCCAGCCGGUUGCAGGAUGCCAUCUGACGUGACAGAUGCACCCGACGAGUCCGAGGGCCUCUCCUACGAAGACGUGGCAGAGGAGGAGGAGGAGGAGGACAAUGUCAGCCCCACGGACCUGUCGGAGCUGCUCAAAGAAGGGACCAAGGAGUCGCACGACCGGGCCGAGAACACCCAGUUUGUGAAAGAUUUCCUGAAAGGGCGCAUCAAGAGGGAGCUCUUCAAGCUGGGCACGGCAGCCCUCUAUUUCACCUACUCGGCCUUGGAGGAGGAGAUGGAGCGCAACAAGGACGAGCCGGUCUUCACCCCGCUGUACUUCCCCCUGGAGCUGCACCGGAAGGAGGCCCUGGAGAAGGACCUGGCGUAUUUCUACGGCGAGGACUGGCCGGAGAAGGUCCAGUGCUCAGAGGCCACCCGGCGCUACGUGGACCGGAUCCGCCACGUCGGGCAGCACGAGCCCGAGCUCCUGGUGGCUCACGCCUACACUCGCUACAUGGGAGACCUCUCGGGGGGCCAGGUGCUGAAGAAGGUGGCCCAGAGGGCCCUGAAGCUGCCCAGCACCGGCCAGGGGGUCCACUUCUACUCCUUUGAGAACAUUUCCAGCGCCCAGCAGUUCAAGCAACUCUACCGGGCCCGACUCAACGCCCUGGAUCUGGACAAGGGGACCAAGGAGCGGAUCGUCCAGGAGGCCAACAAGGCCUUCGAGUUCAAUAUGCAGGUUUUCGAAGAACUGGACAAGAUUGGGGCGCUGUUGACCGAAGAGGCCCAAGAGGGGGCCCUCCCUAUCCACGAUGGGAAAGGAGACCCCAAGAAGUGCCCCUAUUACGCUGCGAAGCUCGCUGGCGCCCAGAGUUCCGUGUGCCCCUGGCAUCUGGCGGCGGCUGCUCUGAAGCAACCCUCCCUCCAGCUGGUUCUGGCCGCCUGCAUCGCCCUGGCCGCCGGCGUUGCCGCCUGGUACGUGCUGUGAGCGCUGAGGGGGUGCUGUCUGUUGCCGCUGGGAGGUGGAAGGCAGCUGCGAGGCCUCCUUGGCAGGACUGCUUCCCCCCCUCCCCCCCACCUCUGCAAUAACAUGACUGGUGGAAGUCUAAUGCCAGAUUUAAUGGAGGAACCAUUAAACCCAACAACUGAAUGCCUGGCUGUGUACAGGGUAUGUUCCCAAUGGCUAACUAGGAGGAGGGAGCUGGAGGGCUCAGCACCCCUGGGGAUGGCUUGCCAGGAUGUGCCCUCCUGGCUUGGAUACCAAAGCCCUUUGGCCUUUGUGUACAGGGGAGGGGAGACGCUUGUUGCAGCCGUGAAGGGGGUGGGCGGCCUCCUCUGGCUUUCCCUCUGCUUGUGCUGCUCUCUUCUUUUGUGCUGUUCCAGGUACAGAAAACGGUUAAUAGCUAACAUUCAGUUACUGGGGAUGCUUAUGGGGGUGGGGUGGGGGCGAUUGACUUGUGUAUAUAUGGGAAAUGCUAACCGCUUCAUUUUCAUGUAAGUUAUGGACGGCAGCCAUGGCUCUGGCAUAAUAAAGUUUAUACUUCUCCGUC
Pogona vitticeps (central bearded dragon) is the source of this 1797-nucleotide messenger RNA. It is a transcript of the gene HMOX2, whose product is annotated as heme oxygenase 2. Lineage: Eukaryota; Metazoa; Chordata; Lepidosauria; Squamata; Agamidae. The record is from RefSeq and is a predicted model, not a curated record. Gene Ontology annotation, molecular function: heme oxygenase (decyclizing) activity; heme binding. Gene Ontology annotation, biological process: heme catabolic process; heme oxidation; response to oxidative stress.